This is a messenger RNA of Cooperia oncophora, 546 nucleotides long. NCBI's taxonomy places the organism in Eukaryota, Metazoa, Nematoda, Chromadorea, Rhabditida, Trichostrongylidae. The record is from the annotation of a GenBank genome assembly.
AUGGCGCAGAUGUUGAAGAGGUCAUUUUCUGUGAGCGCCACCGCUUUCUCGGGUCUCGUCAAGGCUCCCGCGCAGGUUCAUGGUAUCGAAGGACGCUAUGCAUCUGCCCUCUACUCUGCUGCCUAUAAACAGAAGAGUCUCGAACAGGUGGACAAGGAUCUUCAGAAAAUCCGAUCCAUCUAUCAGCAAGAUGCCAGCUUUAGAGUGAGUGCUGCUUCGUUCGUUGAAAGCCCGUCUGUCGCUGUGAUUUUCCUUUUGAGAGAGUUGCGUUCUCAAAUCCCACUCUUCAGCGGGGGACAAAAAAAGAAUAGGUUGUUACUUGGAAAUCGCCAACAAAGCUCGGCUUAUUGGCUAAGGAAAUCGACUAACUUUCUCGUGACCUCUGCUGAACCUCUGACCAAGUCUCACGAGUCCGCUCUUAACGAUGCGCUUAACAAGCCGUCUAUUAUGGGUGGUCUAGUUGUAACUAUAGGAGAUAAGUAUGUUGACUUGUCGAUCGCGUCUCGUGUCAAGAAACUCAAGGAAGUUAUUAUUGCCUCUGUUUAA